AUGGAGAAUCUGAAAGUGUCGGAAGCUCACUUUCUCUUUGUAACGCUCCCAGCACAAGGACACAUCACCCCGGCUCUCGAGUUCGCCAAACGCCUCGCCGUCGCCGGAGCUGACGUCACCUUCGCCGCCUGCGUCUACGCAUUCCGCCGCAUGGUGGUGAAGGGCUCCGUCCCCGACCGCCUCUCAUUCGCCACCUUCUCCGACGGCUUCGACGACGGAUUCAAGCCCGACGAGAAAAACCCUAACAAGUACGCCUCCGUCAUGAAGCUCCGAGGCUCAGAGACCGUCGCCGAACUCAUCCGUGACCACAACGAGAACGCCGCCCAACGAGGACGACGACCCUUUACGUGCGUGGUGUUCACGCUCCUCCUCCCUUGGGUCAUCACGGUGGCGCGUGAAUUCCACCUCCCAGUCGCGCUUCUCUGGGUUCAACCUGCCACCCUCUUCGACAUCCUCUACUAUUACGUCAAUGGCUAUGCUGAUGUUAUCAAGGGCACUGAUCACGAUCACGAUCAUGAUGACGAUGGUUUGAUAAGAUUGCCCGGCUUGCCACCAUUACGUCGCCGUGAUCUUCCUACUUUCGUUCUUCCGUCGAACAGCUCUAGCUAUUUCCUGCCGGAGUUUCAAGAACAGAUGGAUAUGCUCAAGGAAGAAACCAAUCCGAUGAUCCUCGUCAACACGUUCCAAGAACUCGAACCGGAAGCCUUGAACUCGGUCCCCGAUUUCAAAAUGAUUCCUGUCGGCCCAUUGAUCACCUCGAAGGACGAUUCGUUCGGCGUUUCUAUGUGUCAAGACCCGAAGAAUUAUCUGCAAUGGUUGGAUACAAAACCAGAUUCAUCCGUCGUUUACAUCUCUUUCGGGACAAUCGUAGUGCUGAGCAAGAAACAAUACGAAGAAAUCUCUAAAGCCCUGAUACGGAGCCGAAGGCCAUUCUUGUGGGUCAUUUCAGAGAAGACAUACAAAAGCGAAGAAGACAGAGAUAACGAAGAAGACAACAUAACGAGUUUCAGACAACAACUCGACGAACAAGGACUGAUAGUGCAAUGGUGUGAUCAGCUUCAGGUCCUGAACCACAGAUCGAUCGGAUGUUUUGUCACUCACUGCGGUUGGAAUUCGACGCUGGAGAGCUUAGUGUCGGGAAUUCCUGUAGUGGCGUUCCCACAAAGUUCAGACCAGACAACGAACGCGAAGCUGGUGGAAGAAUGCUGGAAGACAGGAGUGAGAGUGAACGUUAAUGAAGACGAAGGCGUGGUCGAGAGCGGGGAGAUUCGAAGGUGCGUAGAGGCGGUCAUGGCGGAGGAGACGACGGCGGAUGAAUUCAGAAGGAAUGCGGCGAAGUGGAGAGAUUUGGCGGCGGGGUCCGUACGAGGAGGAGGAUCUUCGUGUAAUAAUCUCAAAGCCUUUGUGGAUAUGCAUAUGGGAUCUUUCUCGAACUAACAGAUAGUGUCGGGGAAAAAGCAGAAACGGUAAAAUUUACCAAA
Tarenaya hassleriana is the source of this 1481-nucleotide messenger RNA. Its product is annotated as UDP-glycosyltransferase 75D1. Lineage: Eukaryota; Viridiplantae; Streptophyta; Magnoliopsida; Brassicales; Cleomaceae. The record is from RefSeq and is a predicted model, not a curated record. Gene Ontology annotation, molecular function: UDP-glycosyltransferase activity. The coding region runs from base 1 to 1437 and encodes 478 amino acids. The transcript has a single exon.